Molecule: messenger RNA, 1316 nt
Organism: Linum tenue
Lineage: Eukaryota; Viridiplantae; Streptophyta; Magnoliopsida; Malpighiales; Linaceae
Source: the annotation of a GenBank genome assembly
UUUUUCUUCCCCUCUGCUGCUAGCUGUGCUGUUUGGUUGACCAGAAAGAGCCAGGAAACCAUGGAUGUCGAUCUGACCCCCAAGCUCCCCAAGAAUGUUUUCGGAGGCGACGGCGGCUCCUACCAGGCCUGGUGCCCCGACGACCUCGGCAUGCUCAAGCGCGGCAACAUCGGUGCCGCCAAGCUCGGCCUACAGAAGAAUGGCCUUGCUCUCCCCCGCUACUCCGAUUCCGCCAAGGUCGCCUAUGUUCUUCAAGGUAACGGAGUGGCCGGAGUUGUCCUCCCGGAGAAGGACGAGAAGGUAAUCGGGAUCAGGAAGGGCGACGCCAUCGCGCUCCCCUUUGGCGCUGUGACCUGGUGGUACAACAAGGAGGACACGGAGCUGAUCGUCCUGUUCUUGGGUGACACCUCGAAGGGCCACAAGGCGGGUUCGUUCACCGAUUUCUACCUCACGGGUACCAACGGCAUCUUCACCGGCUUCUCCAGCGAGUUCGUCUCGCGGGCCUGGGACGUCGACGAGACCACCGUCAAGGCUCUCGUCGGGUCCCAAUCGGGGAAAGGAAUCGUCAAGCUCGACGGCUCAAUCAAGCUCCCCGAACCGAAGAAGGAGGAUCGCGAUCGAUUGGUGUACAACUGCGAGGAAGCCCCCCUCGAUGUCGACAUCAAGAAUGGAGGAAGGGUGGUGGUGUUGAACACCAAGAAUCUCCCCUUGGUUGCGGAGAUCGGGCUGGGCGCCGAUCUGGUGAAGCUGGAUGGAGGCGCAAUGUGCUCCCCUGGCUUCUCCUGCGACUCUGCGCUGCAGGUGACUUACAUUGUGAGUGGAAGCGGCAGGGUUCAGGUUGUGGGCGUGGAUGGCAAGAGGGUGUUGGAGACUACCGUUAAGGCUGGGCAAUUGUUCAUCGUGCCCAGGUUCUUCGUCGUGUCGAAGAUCUGUGAUCCCGAUGGAAUGUCAUGGUUCUCAAUCAUCACCACUCCAGAUCCGGUCUUCACCCACUUGGCUGGAAGGACGUCGGUGUGGAAGGCACUGUCGCCGGCGGUGCUGGAGGCCUCUUUCAAGGUGUCGUCGGAGGUUGAGAAGAAGUUCAGGGGUACUAGGACUUCCGAUGAGAUUUUCUUCCCACCAUCCAAGUGAGCUUUUGCGAGCAGUAUCCACCAGAGAGUGACCUGCUGAACAGUUUCUGUCGAUCAAUCGUUCUCAAUAAAAAGACAAUAGGAAUCAGUAAAUGUUAGGCUUUUCCUAUUUUUUUAUGUCGCUUUCCUUUUCUCCUUUUGCUACCGUCGUCGAAUUUCGGUUUGUGACUGUGAAUAUUAUUGGAA